Molecule: messenger RNA, 2370 nt
Organism: Puccinia graminis f. sp. tritici CRL 75-36-700-3
Lineage: Eukaryota; Fungi; Basidiomycota; Pucciniomycetes; Pucciniales; Pucciniaceae
Product: SAGA-associated factor 73
Exons: 7
Coding region: 352-2079 (575 amino acids)
Biological process (GO): regulatory ncRNA-mediated heterochromatin formation; regulation of transcription by RNA polymerase II; RITS complex assembly
Cellular component (GO): SAGA complex
Source: RefSeq, a predicted model, not a curated record
CCAACCAGGACAGGAUAUGAAGUAACCACCGGAACCAAGUGGACUAGCUAAGGAGUCGUUCCGGGAAUCAGCAUCACUUCAUUCCGCCGAUGUCAAAAUCCAUAAACCAGUCCGAACGCUCAUUCUCGAAAAAGUCCCUUAAAAGGAAGAAAUCUAGACUGGCGAAACUCAUAAACUGUGGGGGCUACAUUCUCAAGAUUGACACAUAGAACCAGCCCACCGACUCUUGCAAAUCAAGUUUUAGGUCUCAGAUUGAAAAACCAAACAAAAAAACAGAAAACUCAAGCGAACAGAACUAGAAAACAUCCUCAAAACAAGAAAAGAGACGAGAGAGAGGACGAGAGAAACAAGAUGCAGUUAAAACCCAACUCGAGUAAAGUGGAAGCGAAGUUGAAGAUCAUCAACACCACGAUAGAUGCAUUGAAACAAAACACAGGAGAUCGAUGGAAGACGAUAAGACAACUAACGAAGCAACAAACCCAACAAAAUGCGAGUCUGGUUCAAAGCGAGUCUUCAGCCCCGUCUCGCGAUCAUCCGGCUAUCCCCGUAUGGACCCAACGCAUGGACACUUUGUUCGGACCCGUGAACGAUCAACUUCGGUUGAUCAAGUGCGACAAUUGCGGAAUUAUGACUCGAGAGACUAACUCUAAAGUCGGUGUCACUCAUAAACUGAAUUGCGAAAUCUUGAGGAAAUCUGGGUCGAUUGGAGUGGGCGGAUUGAUGAAUAAAAAAUUCGGUGGUCUUAGUAAUCACUUUUCGAACUUGGAGUCUAACUCGAAAAAAAGAGCCUCUUCGGAAGUAUCACUAGAUUCGAUACCGAUGAAAAAGAAGAAGAAGACGACGAUCAUUGACCAUACCCAAGCAGGCGUGAUAGACCCCGAUGGCCCCAACGUGAUCAACGGGAUCCCUAUGACACAGAAACAAAUCAAGAAGGCAUUGGCAGCCGCAGAAAGAUUAGAGCGAGAGAACGAACGAAAGGAGAAAAAGCGCUUGGAAGAAGAGGCUCGGAAAGCUAAGAAACUCAGUCGUGCUAAAGGAGGACCGGUGAACGUCAAUGAACAAUGUGGAGUAUUGGUGCCUCCUAAUGAUACCCCUUGUGCUCGCUCGUUGACCUGUAAGACUCAUUCGAUGGGGGCUAAGAGAAGUGUUCCCGGUCGAAGCGCUCCUUAUGAUGUUCUACUAAAUGAAUGGCAAAAGAAGAAUAAUCCAAACUGGGGUGAUAGGAAGGUAGUAACGCCACGAGUAGGACCAGGAAUUGAGCCCGGACUGUCGAAGAAGAAGAAGAAAGAACUGGCCAGUUUAGCGAACAAAAAUACAAAUAAUGGUGGGAACAAGCGGGAUGAGAAUGCACCAACAAAUGGAUCGACCAACAACAGCAGUAACAAGAAUCAAUCCGGGAACGGAACGAACGGGAAUAACAGCAACAGUAAAUCAGGCCAAGCCAAGGAUAAGGAUAAGACGAAUAACUCGGCGAAUCAUCAUGCUUCGAAAUCGGCCAAUGGAGGAGCUACGAAGUCUUCGAAUGGUGGUGGUGGGAAUCAGGGGGGGAAUGGGCCUGGGGGAGCGAGCAAGAAAUCGGGUGGCCUUCCCGGCCAGAGUUCGAAGGGCGAGCAUGGACGGACGACGUCUGCGAAGCUAUCGGCGGCCAAUGAGGCGAAGUUACUGGGAGAGUUAGAUGCAGAUUUCUAUCUGGUCGUACCUCCGAAGAAGAAGGUCUUGCCGACCGCCGCUGUCCGUCCCGACCCGAUGGUGGACAGGGACGGGGAUACGACGAUGGCCGGGCCGGGCCCCCAGGAGGCGCCUCCUGCUCCGGUAGACCCGAUCGAACAUAAACAGAUCGACUCUGAUGAUGGCUCAGAAGAGAACGAGAGUGACGAGGAAUUCGAGGCGGUCAUCCGCGGCUUGAUCGUCUCUCAGACCUUCCUCAAACCUAUCUCUCUCCUCUCCUCCGACUCCAAUCCGAAGAACCUCUUCCCUCUUCCUCCUCCCUCUUCUUCUUGCUCUUUACCCUCUACUCAGUGGUCUAAAUUUGCUAAGUUGGGCGUCAAGGAAAGCUUCAAAAACUCUUUCAAACUAUAACUUUCUUCUUCUCAAUUCAUCCCCCCCCCCUCUCUCCUUCUCUCCUGUCCCUUGAUCGAGACUCUUCCUCCUUUCUACUCUAUGCGUGUGUGUACUAUUUACCAACUACCCUUGGACUUCUCUUUUUUAUUUCUUGUUAUUGUUUGGGUAUGUUCAAAAGAGACUUGUUUGUAAGUUUUCGUUUUUUUCGUUUGGGUCAACAGAUAUUCUCUUUGAUUUCAUGUUUCAUAUCCGUGUGUACGUAGUGUGUGUGUAAUCUGGUCUCCUUGAAAAUACAUAGACAUCAAGAGA